AACCUAACAGGGUGUGAUGCUCUAGAGUAUAUAAGCUGAGAAGCUCCACUUGUGCCCAUGGUCGUGUCCCAGGUCAACAGUCAAACUAGAAGACAUGAAGAUUAAACUCAGUUCAGCACUGCUAGGUCUGCUGACCAUCAGUGUGGCUGCUAGCCAGUCAGUACACGACUGCAAGGAGAUCAAGUUGAGGAACGUGCAGCAGAUUGAUGCAGGAGCAGGUCAGGUGGUAGCUGUGGACCGCACCCGGCGAGUCUUCCACCUGAUUGGCUCCAACUGGAUCACCCAAAAUAGCUAUAUGAAGCAUGUUAGCGUAGGACCAGCAGGGAUUUGGGGAGUUGAUCGCCAGGGCUUCAUCAACAAGGUUGUGGCAGGAAAAUGGACACGGACAGCAGUAAACCUGAUGAAGCAGGUGGAUGCGGGAGGGGACCAGUUUGUGACUGCGACUGGAACUUUCCAACACCAAGUUUCCAAACAACAAGUUUCUCCAACAGCCAACCUCUGUGUGAACCGUUCCUCUGCUGUGGCCUUCAAGACACCAGGAAAUUCUGUGUCCACAGUUUGGACUGCAACCUCAGUUGACCUUAAAUACAGCAGCUGUGGCCGUAAUGCUUGCUGGCUAACUAACCACCAAGAUGAAGUAUUAUUCUUUGAGAAGGUGGAUCCAUUCACCUGUCAGGGCAUGAAGAUCAUGCGUAAGGUGAAAGGAUCUUUAUCUAUGGUGGAGGUGGCUACAGAUGGCUCUGUAUAUGGGGUGAACAACGAAGGUCAAAUCUUCCGCAGAGAUGGCAUUUCCAUCCAGAGGCCUCGAGGAACCAGCUGGACCCACAUUGACGUGUGCCUACCAGCUAGACACGUCAGCUACGACCUGGGCCGACUGUGGGUGGUCACCAAGACUGGGGUUGCUCUGGAGUGUCUCAUGUAGUCACCCGACGUGUGUCCAGUGUCCACACCAGGCCACUAAGAGCACAGGAGCUUCAGUACACAGUCAGCAAAUGUUUAAGAGAGGAUUUCGUUGGAAUGAUAGAAAACAUGUAUGUCUCCUGAGUGUAAAAUAAUUUUUGCCUUUGCACUUUUCAGAACAGAAAUGAUUCCAAUUAAAAGAGAAACUUCUAAAGA
Sardina pilchardus (European sardine) is the source of this 1116-nucleotide messenger RNA. Its product is annotated as fish-egg lectin-like. NCBI's taxonomy places the organism in Eukaryota, Metazoa, Chordata, Actinopteri, Clupeiformes, Clupeidae. The transcript is spliced from 5 exons. The coding region runs from base 95 to 922 and encodes 275 amino acids. The record is from RefSeq and is a predicted model, not a curated record.